GGGCCCUUCUUUGGUGGCCUCCGGCCUCGGGGGCACCCUAGCCCACUCAGCUCCUAGAGGCGCAGGCAGCAGCAGGCCAUGGCAGAGGACGGGCCGAAGCAGCCACAGCUCGACAUGCCCCUGGUCCUGGACAAGGACCUGACCAAGCAGUUGCGGCUGCGCGUGGAAAGCCUAAAGCAGCGAGGGGAGAAGCGCCAGGAUGGUGAGAAGCUGCUGCGGCCGGCCGAGUCCGUGUACCGCCUUGACUUCACCCAGCAGCAGAAGCUGCAUUUUGAGCGCUGGGAUGUCGUGCUGGACAAGCCAGGCAAGGUCACCAUCACAGGCACCUCCCAGAACUGGACGCCCGACCUCACCAACCUCAUGACCCGCCAGCUGCUGGAGCCUGCUGCUGUCUUCUGGCGCAAGGAGGACUCGGAUGCCAUGGACUGGAAUGGGGCUGAUGCCCAGGAGUUCGGGGAGCGCCUGUCUGAGCUGGCCAGGAUCCGCAAGGCCAUGUACUUCCUCAUCGCCUUCGGCGAGGGCAUUGGGCCUGAUGACCUCAAGGCUUCCGUGGUCUUCACCCAGCUCUGAGGGCAGCUGCUCAGUGCUGCCCCUCCUCUCGCCCCCCUGCCCUGUCCGCUGCCUGCGCCCCCUUCCCCCAGUGUGUGUUUGAGGACCUUCUUCUAGCUGUUGGCCUGUACUCAGCUUGGCCGGAACCCUCUGAGCCUGCGUCCUUCCCCAUCUCUUACGCUGGUGCUGGCGCUCCUGCUCACGGAGGACGUUGCAAAGGUGCCGUAGUCUAGAAGCUGAACUGCUUCUGCAGUAGACCAAUGAGGCUUUGUCAGGGCUGGGGUGGGGAGACAGAGGGGCCUUGGGCACCUGCCUUCUCUCUGCUUCAUCGCUGGGAGAGACACUGAGAGAGACAGAGACAGACACUGAGAGGGAGAGAUCCAAGAAUGAACACUGGGCUUCCUCUGGGCACAGGAGAUGAGGACGACGGGGCUGCCUCCUUGGGGAAUCUAGACAACAGGCAUUUGCUGCCUCCCUGGCCAUGGUGCCCUCUGCUGAGCCCAUGUUUGGAGGUGAACACCCAGCCUGAGGACCCAGGAAGAUGCUGCCUCUGGCACAGGCCUGGCAUUGCCACAUGACACUGUAGGGCCCUCCAGAUAUGGGGCCGAGCCGCUGUGGGGGCUGAUGUGGGCAGUGGGGAGAGGCUGGCACGCUGGAUGCUGUGCAAGCCAAUGGCUGCUCUUCUGGGAAUGCCUUCAGGAGUGGAGAAGUGAAGGGGGGGCAUAUAACAAAGUCACACAAAGAUAUGUCUAUUUAUGCAUAUACAUGUAUAUUGAAAGAGAGCAUGCUGUGUUCACAUGGACAUGUCUGUGCUGCCCUUUGAACAAGUCCCAUUUAGUUCAUUUACAGUCGCCCAGCUGGUUCACAGGUGGCCCUUAGCAGGGGUGUGGUCAGGAUAACCUUGGGGUUGGGCUUCCCGAGCUGGGAGACUUGAGGUUCACAAAGUGAAGCGGGGAACAGGGUAGUAAAGGGAUUUCCCUCUGCCUGGGAGAAGCUGCAUAGCGGGGUCCAGGGCACUGGAGCUGGCGUCAGUAGAUUCUCUGGAGCCUCAGGUGUCCCCUGCAGGGAAGUCAGGCUAUUUCCAGAUCCCUGGGCAGGGAGGGCAAGCGUUUCCUCUGCCCUGGCAUCUGACUGGCAUCUUUAAUGGAGCCGAGGGGAGUGGCUUGCAUGGUAGGCCUGGUGAUGGCUGAUGGUCAGAGGUGGGCUAAAGGUGGCAGUGUGGUUGAUAGUGAGACAGUAGCCUCAGAGGGAACUGGGUGCAACCCACGCACCAGACAGGGCGUCUGAGGCACAGUCAGCCACAGGCCCCUGAGCCUGGUCCCCUCCACACUCCACAUGCCCUUUGCAGAGGGGCCUGACCCGCCUGUCGUCAGCCGAGGGCCCCUCAGGCUGUGCCCCCAAACCCUGCCUCAAGGCCAGCCCUGUUUUUUUUUUGUCAGGACUGUGCCCAUGAUAUUUUCCUCAUGCAGCAGAACCAGCAGGGGACCACAGGACCCUGGGAACAGAGAACUGAGAGAUGGAGGGUCAGAGCGUCAUCAGUGGCUGGGGCUGCUGGGAGAGCAAGGCCCCACUUUAGAGGCCCGUGAGCAUGAGUGGGGUGCUGGGGUGGGACUUAGUGGGGAGACUGGCUGUACUGUGUACUCUGGUCCUUCCUAACUCACGGCUCUGGGGCCUCUUCUGGGUCAUGUGUCAAGUCCUGGUUGCUGCCUGCCUGCCUCACCGCCACCUCCUGGGGAAGGCCCUGCCCCAGCACAUCUGCCCCUUAUGGGUGAGAGUGCCUCUGCUGUGCCCACUGUGUGUCCCCAAUAAAGCCUGU
Manis javanica (Malayan pangolin) is the source of this 2365-nucleotide messenger RNA. It is a transcript of the gene OMP, whose product is annotated as olfactory marker protein. Gene Ontology annotation, cellular component: axon; nucleus; cytosol. Lineage: Eukaryota; Metazoa; Chordata; Mammalia; Pholidota; Manidae. The record is from RefSeq and is a predicted model, not a curated record. Gene Ontology annotation, biological process: signal transduction; sensory perception of smell.